AUGGAUAAAUGUAUUUUAGCUAAUAAUUAUAAUAAUACACUAUUAAGCUUACGCUCAUACGCUACUGGUGCAGAACCAUACGAUUUAGUCGUUAUUGGUGGUGGUCCAGGUGGUUACGUAGCUGCAAUCAGAGCAGCUCAAGAAGGUCUUCGUACAGCUUGCAUUGAAGGCCGUGGCUCACUCGGUGGUACUUGCUUAAACGUUGGUUGUAUCCCUUCAAAAGCACUCCUUAACAACUCCCACCACUAUGAAGCAGCCCAACAUGAUAUGGCACACCGUGGUAUUGACAUCGGAAACGUCUCACUCAAUUUGGACACUAUGAUGAAAGCUAAGAACACCUCCGUUACCGGUUUAACCAAGGGUAUCGAAGGUCUCUUCAAGAAGAACAAAGUUGACUACAUCAAGGGUACAGGAAGCUUCGCUACUCCAAACAAGAUCGAUGUUGCACUCCUCGAAGGAGGCAACAGCCAAGUUGAAGCAAAGAACGUCAUCAUUGCAACUGGUUCUGAAGUUUCACCUUUCCCAGGUCCUGGUUUAGAAAUUGACGAAAAACAAGUCAUUUCCUCAACUGGCGCUUUAUCACUUCCAAAAGUACCAAAGAAAAUGGUUGUCAUUGGUGGUGGUAUCAUCGGUUUAGAAUUGGGUUCAGUCUGGAGAAGACUCGGUGCUGAAGUCACCGUUGUUGAAUUCAUGGGCUCAGUUGGUGCUGGUAUGGACGGUGAAAUUGCCAAGAACUUCCAAAAGAUCCUCGCUAAGCAAGGUGUUCAAUUCAAGGUCAACACCAAGGUUGUCUCAGCUGAGAAGAACGCUGAUGGCGUCAAAUUGAACGUUGAAGGUGUCAAGGAUGGCAAAGCCGAAACAAUUGACGCUGAAGUUGUCCUCCUCUCAAUUGGUCGUAGACCAGUUACAUCUAAGCUCGGCUUGGAAAACAUUGGUGUCGAGCUCGACAACAAGGGUAGAAUUCCAGUUGACGAUCACUACAACACAUCAGCUCCAGGUGUAAAGUGUAUCGGUGACGUUACAUUCGGUCCUAUGCUUGCUCACAAGGCAGAAGAAGAAGGUAUCGCUGCAGUUGAAUUGAUCAAGCACGGUCACGGUCACGUAAACUACGACGUCAUCCCAUCUGUCAUCUACACUUACCCAGAAGUCGCUUGGGUUGGUCGUAAUGAAGAGCAAUUGAAGGAAGCAGGUGUUAAAUACAAGGUCGGAAAAUUCCCAUUCCUUGCUAACUCACGUGCAAAGACAAACAUGGAUACCGAAGGUACUGUCAAGUUCCUCAUUGAAGCUGACACCUACGAAAUUCUCGGUGUUCAUAUCAUCGGUCCAAACGCUGGUGAAAUGAUUGCUUCAGCUGCUCUCGCUAUGGAAUACAAGGCAUCAGCAGAGGAUGUUGCUCGUACUUGCCACGCUCACCCAACACUCUCUGAAGCAUUCAAGGAAGCCGCUCUCGCUUCAUACUCCAAAGCCAUUCACUUCUAA
This is a messenger RNA of Wallemia mellicola CBS 633.66, 1479 nucleotides long. RefSeq names its product dihydrolipoyl dehydrogenase. Bases 1 to 1479 code for a protein of 492 amino acids. Gene Ontology annotation, molecular function: dihydrolipoyl dehydrogenase (NADH) activity; flavin adenine dinucleotide binding. The transcript has 3 exons. Lineage: Eukaryota; Fungi; Basidiomycota; Wallemiomycetes; Wallemiales; Wallemiaceae. Gene Ontology annotation, cellular component: oxoglutarate dehydrogenase complex; mitochondrion. The record is from RefSeq and is a predicted model, not a curated record.